UCAGGCUGGUGUCCCGGGACCCGAUCAAGAUCAACACGUAGCUAAAAAGCAAAAGUCUCUGCAGUUGGUGGCGGUAAUGUUGUUUUGCCAACCGCUAAUAAACCACGAAGAAGAAGAAGAACGACACAACGGACACGGAAGUGCGCAAGUUGGUUGUAAACACAGCUGUGAAGCUUUGGCUGUUGACGUUACUUUCAAAAACAUGGUGUACGUGUCCAACGGUCAGGUCCUGGACAGCAGGUCCCAGUCACCAUGGCGAUUGUCCUUACUAGUCAAUCUCUUCUGGGGAGCAGUGGAAUUCAUCGGCAUGUUUUUUAAAUCAAUUUUUCACCCCGACAUGACAAAGGAUGGAAACUAUGGUUCGUCACGCUUUACUGAUGGCAGAGGUCCUCCAGGUCCCCCUGGUGGCAGACGACGGAUGGGAAGAGUAAACCACGAUUCAGGUCCCAGCGCUCCACCGAUGGGUGGAGGAGGAUGAGGAAGGUAAAUGCCUACACGGAAUGUGUAGGCAUGGGGCCUGGCACAGUGUUCAUUUGCUCAGAACAAUGGUGAUGUCACAGUGCUGAAGCCCCUCUUCAUCGGCUGCCGCUGCCAUGAGCAGUUUUUUGAUGCCUUUCUGGGAAUUCCUACACGUAGGGGCCAGAAUGGCUGAUACAGCAGCUAUCCAUAUCUUUUCCUCUUUCAGCUCCAACCCUUUCCUUUCACACCAGUCUCUUAGAGAUGUGUGUUACUGAUGUCUCGAUUUUGAUCAUCCCUUCUGGGAAUAAUAAAUAAUAAUAAUAAUGAUAAUAAAGUUUGUCUUUGUUUUGCAUUUGUCUGUCUGAUCAAUAAAUGUGCGAUGUUUAAACAUGUUACUAC
Messenger RNA from Perca flavescens (yellow perch), 858 nucleotides. RefSeq names its product selenoprotein K (gene selenok). Gene Ontology annotation, biological process: calcium ion transport; endoplasmic reticulum calcium ion homeostasis. The transcript is spliced from 6 exons. Gene Ontology annotation, cellular component: Golgi apparatus; endoplasmic reticulum membrane. The record is from RefSeq and is a predicted model, not a curated record. Bases 77 to 478 code for a protein of 133 amino acids. NCBI's taxonomy places the organism in Eukaryota, Metazoa, Chordata, Actinopteri, Perciformes, Percidae.